Syzygium oleosum is the source of this 1755-nucleotide messenger RNA. Its product is annotated as origin of replication complex subunit 4. The transcript is spliced from 17 exons. Gene Ontology annotation, molecular function: DNA replication origin binding; ATP binding; ATP hydrolysis activity. Lineage: Eukaryota; Viridiplantae; Streptophyta; Magnoliopsida; Myrtales; Myrtaceae. Gene Ontology annotation, cellular component: nucleus; nuclear origin of replication recognition complex. Gene Ontology annotation, biological process: DNA replication; DNA replication initiation. The coding region runs from base 352 to 1602 and encodes 416 amino acids. The record is from RefSeq and is a predicted model, not a curated record.
CGCGCUCUCCAUCUGUCUCUCUCUCUCCCUCUCCCUCUCCAUCUUCUCUAGGGUUCUAGAGUUCAACUGCCCGAUUUUCUCCAGCAAAACUUAAACUUUUGCAGUUCUUUCGGUAGUUCCGUCGCGUGAUUCAGGCGCAUUGCGUCGGAAGUUCUAGGAGCUCCUCCGGAGGCCGUCGCGAUCCCCGUCGGCCUCUCGGCGACGCUCCGAAGGGCGGGUUCGAGUACCGACCCUCGUUGUUCCGCGUGCUCGAUUGUCACGAGCUGUUGCCGGUGAGCGUGGGACAAAGAAGUGGCUGCAGCAAGCCGUGACUGUCGUUUUCUCGCCGUUUCUCUACGACACCGUUGCAGAAUGGUAAGCAAAAAUGCAGCAGAAAAGGCCCUGAAUCUCAUAAGAAGCAGGCUCUGCAAUCCUAAUUUCAUCUUCAGACCUCUCUGUGAUUCUCCCGACAGCAAUUACAGCAAGUUGAAGUUUAUAGUCUCCAGUUCAGUUACAGAGGCAUGCAACAAUUCUGUCUUGCUUCUAGGUCCCCGUGGGUCCGGGAAAGUUGCCGUGUUGGAACUCGUUCUUGAAGAUCUGCUUCUGGAAUAUCCUGAUAUGAUUACUUUGAUCAGAUUGAAUGGACUGUUGCACAGUGAUGAUAAUAGCGCUCUCAAGGAAAUUGCUAGGCAAUUAUGUGUAGAGCAUCAGCUAUUAUUCUCAAAGAUGGCUUCAUCUGAUGACAAUUCCGAGUUCAUGAUAGCCAUGCUGAGGGAGUGUGGCCUAGCACAUAAAACAAUCGUGUUUGUACUAGAUGAGUUUGACCUCUUCACUCAGGGGAAACAACGGCUCCUGUAUGCGUUACUUGACGCGAUGCAGUCAGUGACAUCUCAAGCUGUAGUUAUUGGUGUGAGUUGCCGACUGGAUGCUGACCAGCUGUUGGAAAAGAGAGUAAAGUCUCGUUUUUCUCAUAGAAAGCUGCUAUUUCUACCUCCAUCCGAAGAAGAUAUAUAUAGGUUAUUAGAUCAUGUCUUGUCUUUGCCAGUGGACCCAAGCCUUCCACAUGACUAUGCUAUUGAAUUUAAUGCAAAACUACACAGUAUGUUCUCAGAUGAAAGGUUCCGGCAAGUCAUCGAUUCUUAUAUGAAUUUCAGUCCCACUGUUCGGCACUUGGUGAAGUACCUAUUCCGGGCUGUCUCUGAUAUGGAUUUGAAGUUGGGUUAUUUAUCAUUCGAGAACUUCAAAUCUGCAAUUUCAUGUUUGCAGAGGCAACCGAAAAUGGAAUGCUUAAGAGAUUGCUCCAUACUGGAACUCUAUAUUCUUGUUUGCAUGAAGAGGUUGGAAGUGAAAGAACAGAAUUCUUACAGCUUCAGUGCUGUCAUGAAAGAGUACAAAAGCAUUCAUGAUUCAUUCCAGACGUCUGACUAUUACAGUCAAGAUGUGUGUCUGCGGGCAUUUGAGCACGUUCUACAACGCGGAUUAGUUUGUUUUGCGGAUGGCAGAGGACGUAUUCAGUCUACUGAGUUUCGCCCCAUGAAACUUCUUAUCUCAUUUGCAGAGCUCAGCCAAGGCCUUAAAGCGCAUCAUUCAUGUCCUGCCAUUCUUCAGAAAUUAGCAUCAUAAUGAGCAGCGGGUCAAAACUGUUUCAUGUGCAUGAGCACGACCAGUCGAGAUGUCAAUCUGCCCAUUCCAUCUUGAUUCGGCUUGGUGAUUCACUUUCGUUAGCCGAAACUAAAGUGCAAUACACAGAGAUAAAGGCACAUUUUCUUUUGAUUA